Messenger RNA from Fusarium poae, 1236 nucleotides. RefSeq lists its product as uncharacterized. The record is from RefSeq and is a predicted model, not a curated record. The transcript has 9 exons. Bases 1 to 1236 code for a protein of 411 amino acids. Lineage: Eukaryota; Fungi; Ascomycota; Sordariomycetes; Hypocreales; Nectriaceae.
AUGUAUCAAACGAGCAGAUCAGGAUGGAGCGAGUGGUCUCAAUGGAUCUGGAAUACAGAUUACCAACAGUACUACCGCCAACGAGUAGAUAUUUCAGGCAACCCGGAUAUACAGUGGCAGAGCGAAUAUGAGGCUGCCCAGAACAACCAGACACCCCGAACCCCGGUGGAGCAAAUGACACAGCAGUUCGGGGCUGUCAACAUACGGAGUCCUGAACAAACUGGUGGAGAUGAACAGAAUAACGAUGAUUACACUGUUACGAGCUCGUCAUCGAAAGUAAAAUCCAGAUCCUCAAGAUCGCACGGCAGUUCCUCGAAAUCGAAAUCGAAAUCAGCCAAAACUUCGAGUGGGAAGGGAAAAGCGCCUGUUCAAGAGGACAUCCCGGAGGAUGAUGGACAGGAUUAUGACGAUCGCUAUGCCCAACGUAAAGCAUCUAGCUCGCAAGACGAGAUGUACUACGACGAGGCCACUGGACAAUACCUUGCGUACCCACAAACUGCACAAGUGUCUACCCCAACACAGCCAUAUGCAGAUGCUUCAGGAGAAUACGAGGAUCCAGCGCUUCAGGAGGCUCUUGCUCAAAGUAAACAAUAUACACGUGAUCGAUAUGUAAAUGGCGAGCCUUCGUCUGCAACAUACGCCGCAUACACACAAGAUGACGAAAACGAAGCCGGGCCUGCAGUGCCUACGGGAAACCAAGAGCACAUCAUAGGAACUGGUGGUGAAUCAGAAACUCUAGAUCCAAGAUAUACCGUUUUCAAGGUGCUGUGGCCAGAACCAGCAGGAGGAGGCAGUAUUGUAGAGGAAACGGUGUAUCGAGAUCAAUACGGCGGUCGGAUAUUCGUUCACUUUCGCCGAUUUAUCGUUGUUGCUAACGACCUUGGGCAUUGCACUUGCAUUCCAAUUUCCACCUACGGUAAAAAGGGUUGCAAAAAGAGUGGUGUCAAGGCCGAGCAACAUGGCAUUGUCGCUGAAAGUAGCAAUCGAAACCCGGUCCCUCUGAGCAAUGAGCCUAAGCUUGGGUUCCCCCCGGUUCGUGUGCAUAUUUCCGAGCCAGGUGAACGUAUCUCAAAGGAGUCACGAGUUAACUACUCGAAACUCACGACUGUGGAGCAUAACGUCAAGGUGCUCUUCAUUGGCCGUGUAGUGGGCUCAGAUUGGGAUGUCGUCACCGAGGCUGUCAACACCAGCUGGGCGAACAAGAUGCACACGCACAAAAAGAAGCAUCGCAGGUAA